Molecule: messenger RNA, 783 nt
Organism: Callorhinchus milii (elephant shark)
Lineage: Eukaryota; Metazoa; Chordata; Chondrichthyes; Chimaeriformes; Callorhinchidae
Product: testis-expressed protein 26
Exons: 1
Coding region: 1-783 (260 amino acids)
Cellular component (GO): cytoplasm
Source: RefSeq, a predicted model, not a curated record
AUGGAGUCACUAAACUGUAUCAAAACUGAGGACAAAAGGAAGAAUAGAGCAAAAGAGAAACAAGAUUGCCCGAGAGGCUUAAAACACUUUGACCCACACGAGACCACAAACAGACACGAUUAUGUGGCUCAUCCUUAUUCCAGACCGACCAUAUUCCGAACCGGCUGCUUGACUGAGAGUAAGAGGAACAAUCCCCACCCCAACAAAACCUUCAUGAUAUACCAUCUGCAUCGCAAAGAACACGACAAGGACCACAAGAUCGAUGAUUGUUGGGAUAAACCACUGAGUGAGGAUGAAGUGUUCAAGCGGCUCAGUGGGGAUUACUGCACUAUGUACCGGAAAGAAUUCCCAGAUAAGUUUAAAGAUUUUGAGAUGAAACCCAUUAUCCCCAGACCCCCUGACUGGAAGAAGGAAGUCCCACAUCCCCUCAUUUCUGAAUUCCGGGAUAAGUUUCGCUUACCGUACAUAAACUGCGAGCUGAUGGUUGAUACCUCCCGAUAUGGAAGCAAUGCCCACCGGGAUUAUCCUCCCAAAGGAAUAACUCCAAAUGUAACUUACGCUCAUGUCAAAAACCAGGAGAAAAGGAAAAAGAUGACCACCUACCAGACGGACUACAGCAACGUCUACGAUGGACUCGCCUCAAUCCUAAAAAACAUGGAACCUGCCAGAAUCAAUGCCCACCUGUGCACGGUGUCUAAGAGGGACAAAGCUCUGCUGCAAAAGUUCCUCAAGAGUGUGGUCUCACCCUGUAAAACGAGGCCCACAGCAUCCAGGAUCUGCUAG